Messenger RNA from Drosophila sulfurigaster albostrigata, 498 nucleotides. RefSeq lists its product as uncharacterized. NCBI's taxonomy places the organism in Eukaryota, Metazoa, Arthropoda, Insecta, Diptera, Drosophilidae. The transcript has 2 exons. Bases 130 to 357 code for a protein of 75 amino acids. The record is from RefSeq and is a predicted model, not a curated record.
AGUGGCAAGAGCGUGCACUUGUUGAUUGGACGCUGUGGGGCCAAAACAAAUGCAAUUAGUGCCCCAGUGUGCUUGGGGGCCAUCAGAUGAUUAUACUCAUAGUUCUCGCAUGAUGCUGUCGAUGUGAAGAUGCUAUUUGAUUGCACAUGUUGGUUGCUUCUGCUGCCGCUGCUGGGGCAGCUGUGUGUUUGCCUGGGCAACCGUCAUCUAAAGCCAAAGCAUAAACAUCAUGUUAUUAUUGCCCACGAUGGAUUCCAUAACAUUCACCACGAGCCAAAGUAUAGGCACUGGAAGGCUAGGCAGGAACAGCAUGCCAAGCACCAUAAUCUAAUAUCGCAGACAAUAAUAAACAAUUGACAAGGUUCCAAGCGCAUCGCAUGCGAUCUCCAUGCUCCAAUAUGCGCCAAGCAAUUGAAAUACAAUGAGAGUUAAUGGGCAACAAAACCUUCCCAGCAAUCUCGUUGUGCAUUUUAAAUAUAAACUUUGCAAAUUAAUUAA